GAGAAUGGUUCUGCUCCUUGUUGCCGCAUUUGCCUCGAAUGCGAUGGUGAAGAAGAUGAUGAACUAAUAUCUCCAUGUAUGUGCAAAGGCACCCAGCAGUUUGUUCAUCGUGCUUGCCUUGAUCAUUGGCGUUCGGUAAAGGAAGGAUUUGCUUUCUCCCAUUGCACGACUUGCAUGACUCAGUUUCAUCUUCGAGUUGAAUUGUUUGAGGACAACUCUUGGCGUAAAAUAAAGUUCAGACUUUUUGUGGCAAGAGAUGUCUUUCUUGUGUUCUUGGCUGUACAAACUGUGAUAUCUGCAAUGGGAGGCUUCGCAUAUGUCAUGGAUAAAGAUGGGGCUUUCCGGAAGUCAUUCAGUUAUGGUUGGGAUCGAAUACUGUCAAACCACCCUAUUCCAUUUUAUUAUUGCAUAGUUAAGCUUCCCUGA
Molecule: messenger RNA, 426 nt
Organism: Hibiscus syriacus
Lineage: Eukaryota; Viridiplantae; Streptophyta; Magnoliopsida; Malvales; Malvaceae
Exons: 4
Coding region: 79-426 (115 amino acids)
Molecular function (GO): zinc ion binding
Source: RefSeq, a predicted model, not a curated record